AUGCUGGACGGACAGCCCUUCGUCCCGCGCCAGCCUAUGGGCCAGAUGAUGUCGGCCCCGCCGGAAGGUGGCAGCUACCCUACUCUUGAGGCUGUCCACAAGGCUGUUCUCCAAUACUGUACUUCGGUAGGAUAUGCUAUCGUUAUUGGUCGAUCGAAGAAGACAGUGCCGGGGUUGAAGAAGGUCCUGUUUGUGUGUGAUCGUGCGGGCAAGCCUCCUCGGCGUGUCAGUCCUGAGAUGCGGAAGCGCAAGACAUCCUCUCGCAAAUGUGACUGUCAGUUUGGCUUCUUCGCGAUAGAGCAGAGGACCCAGUGGACCGUGCGGUAUCGUCCGGACCCUAUUCACCUGCAACACAACCACGGCCCUAGCGAGAGCCCACUGCUGCACCCUGCUGCACGAAAACUGGACAGCAAGAUGGUCGCUGCCGUCAAGGCUCUCAAAGAAAAUGGGGUAGGGGUCAGUCAGACACUGGAGAUUCUCCAAAAUGAGAACCCUCAUGUGCCUCUUCUCCCCCGGGACAUAUAUAACGCACGGGCUGCUAUCAAUCGAAAUCCUACAAAGGUCAACGCUGCCUUGGCGGAAGAUCGUCCAGCCAUCUAUAGCAAGCCUCAUCCCACGGCGGAGGAGCGUAUUCGCGCGGAUCUUCGUCGUGAGAUAGCCAAGGCACGAGAGGAGCUCGACAAGGUCAAGGAGGACAGCCAAAAGAAGAUAGACGAGCUCGAGGAGAAGCUCCGUGAGAAGGAUAAGAUUAUCGAAAAGUUCGAGAUGUUUAUAGACAUCUGCAACCAGCGUGUCAUGGUGCAGCGAGAGCGACUCGCUUCCGAUGGUAACGAAGCAAACGGUGGAGCUGGAAACUCCAAUCCUUGA
This is a messenger RNA of Phaeoacremonium minimum UCRPA7, 867 nucleotides long. RefSeq names its product putative mutator-like element protein. The record is from RefSeq and is a predicted model, not a curated record. The transcript is spliced from 2 exons. Gene Ontology annotation, biological process: thymine catabolic process; L-valine catabolic process. Gene Ontology annotation, molecular function: malonate-semialdehyde dehydrogenase (acetylating, [NAD(P)+]) activity; methylmalonate-semialdehyde dehydrogenase (acylating, NAD+) activity. The coding region runs from base 1 to 867 and encodes 288 amino acids. Lineage: Eukaryota; Fungi; Ascomycota; Sordariomycetes; Togniniales; Togniniaceae.